Aspergillus viridinutans is the source of this 2145-nucleotide messenger RNA. RefSeq lists its product as uncharacterized. Gene Ontology annotation, cellular component: plasma membrane. Gene Ontology annotation, molecular function: high-affinity potassium ion transmembrane transporter activity. Gene Ontology annotation, biological process: potassium ion import across plasma membrane; intracellular potassium ion homeostasis. The transcript has 7 exons. Lineage: Eukaryota; Fungi; Ascomycota; Eurotiomycetes; Eurotiales; Aspergillaceae. The coding region runs from base 1 to 2145 and encodes 714 amino acids. The record is from RefSeq and is a predicted model, not a curated record.
AUGGGUACCUGUCUGAUCAGCUCCUUCAUUCUCUGGGGCGCUGCGCACCCCUUCGGUAGUCUCCGUUACAUUGAUGCCCUGUAUCUCGCCGUCAGUGCUAUGACGCUGGCAGGCCUCAACACAGUGAAUCUGUCGACCCUGAGCACCUUUCAACAGCUCUGGCUAUUUUUCUUAAUCAUACUCGGCUCCGCGAUAUGGGUGUCCAUCGCCGUCCUCUUGACACGCAGGCGCGCAUUCGAACAGCGGUUUGGCGACAUCAUCCGAGAGCAACGCCUGCAGAGAAGGAGUACGCGUGAGUCCCUGCAAGCAGGCCCCAGCCUUUCCCUGUCGCGGUCGUUUCGCCGACGAGGGACUACCUCGGACCGUCGAAAUUUGCAAUCUGUGCCAGCUGGUAGCACCCAGGCACCUGACCGCAAUGUUGUGUCCCGUCAACCUUCCAGCUACUCACCCAGACAGCCAGGUGGUGGAGUUGCUGAUCUGCCUGUAGCGACGGCUGCGGGAGUCGAACAACGGCAACCAUCUAGAGAGAGCGCGGAGGAGAAACCUAGUCUCUUGAAUUGGAAGCCUUCAGUCAACUCUACCCCUGGCUCUGCGAACCCCAGUAAUCGCGAGGAGGAGCAACCUACUCACUUGGAGCGGAAGUCUUCGGUCAACUUGACUCCUAGCUCUGCAAACCUCAAUAAUCGUGAAGAGUACUCUCGCCUUGCCUUCGCGUCUGAUGUUCAACCUCCUCGCGAACGGUCAUCGAGCACGUAUCCUCGACCGCGUCUUCUCCCGCCCUAUACCAACUACAGACAGCCGUCUGAGUUGUCAGAUCGUGGGCCCAGGCGCGGAGAGGACCUAGCCUCCUCCGGUCAUGAAACUUUGGCGUUCCUACGCCACGUCGGACGAAAUUCUACGUUUCCUACGCUGACCGAGGAGGAACGCGACAAACUCGGCGGUGUGGAAUACCGAGCCGUGUGCCUGCUGACCAUCAUUGUGCCCAUUUACUUUGUGGCCUGGCAGUUUCUUGGAGGGCUGGCAGUGGGGGCUUAUGUGGCCCGUAACAAAAGCACAGUGGCGGAGACGAAUGGCCUGGCUCCAUGGUGGGCCGGUUUCUUUUUUGCGAUUUCCGCGUUCAACAACUCCGGCAUGAGUGUUGUGGACGCCAACAUGGUACCCUUUCGAUCAUCAACGUUCAUGCUCAUCACCAUGGGCCUAUUGAUCCUGGCGGGCAAUACCUGCUACCCGAUAUUUCUACGAUGGAUCCUGUACGCAAUGUUCCGCCUCCUGCCCAAACACCCCUACUUCCAAGAGUCCCGUGACACUCUGCGUUUCCUGUUGGAUCAUCCCCGUCGAUGCUACACCAAUCUCUUUCCUUCACCACAUACCUGGUGGUUGCUCUUCUCGGUGGUCCUACUCAACGGGAUUGACUGGGUGGCGUUCGAGGUUCUAAAUAUUGACAAUCCCGCGGUCAACACGAUUCCGCUCGGCUCCCGAGUCCUCGACGGACUUUUCCAGGCCCUCUGUGUGCGCAGCGGCGGCUUCUAUCUCGUCAACAUUUCCGCCCUUCAGCUGGGUAUGCAGGUCAUAUACGUGAUUAUGAUGUACAUUUCCGUGUAUCCCGUGGUCAUCACCAUGCGCAACUCCAACGUCUACGAGGAGCGCAGCCUGGGGAUCUACGCUGAUGAUAUGCCAUCGGAGUCGCAGGAUCCGGACGGCCAGGAGAAAAACCUACCGGGGAAGACGCCCUCCGGUCGGCUUUACUUUAUUCAACAUCAGCUGCGGGCGCAACUGGCCUAUGACCUCUGGUGGAUUGCCCUGGCCGUCAUCAUUAUCUGUAUCGUGGAGGCGGGUAGUUUUACCCGCGACCCGGUGACAUAUUCCGCCUUUAACAUUAUCUUUGAGACCGUCAGUGCAUACGGCACCGUCGGAAUUAGCACGGGCCUGCCUGAUCAGAUGUAUAGUUUUUCCGGAGGCUGGCAUACCCUGAGCAAGCUGGUCCUCUGCGCGGUGAUGCUGCGUGGCCGGCACCGUGGAUUGCCUGUCGCGAUCGACAAGGCUAUUCUGUUGCCCGGGGAGCACCUUAUCCAGGCGGAACAGGAAGACGCGCACAUCCGCUUUGAAAGGACGAUGAGUCGAAGUCGAAGUCGGACCAUGGCAUAA